CUCCAACGUGAUAGUGGAAAAAUCACGAGUUCUCUGUAACACACCUUUUUGUUUUUUAGCUUCCAUGAGCACACUGUCUAGCUGGUACCUGUUUGUAUCUAAAUAUAAACUAGAGGCAAAGGGAUCGAUUAGCUAGGUUGCAUUAUCUUUGGAAAUUCUUAUAUCUAUAUAUUUUUCCUCUUCCUCUUCUAUCUUCUACUGUAAUUUUAAAGGAACUUCAUCAAAAAUAAUGCAGAUCUCCAAAUCAUAUGCCUCUCAAAAUCCUGAAAGUCAUGAAUCGCAAGACAUUAUCCGCUUUGACAGAUCUCUUCAAGAACUUCGAGACCUGCGUUCUCAGCUCCACAACGCAGCCAGUCACUGUGAAACAACUUUCUUGAACACCAACCAGAAAAGAAUGGUUCUGGAAAGCACAAAGGAGUACCUCUGUAGGGCAGUUGUUGCAGUUGUUGAUCAUCUUGGAUGCGUCUCUGCUAAUCUUAACAACAGCAUUUCUAACAAUUGUGCGUUUUCGGAGGCUGAGCUUAGAAUUAAUUGCCUAAAACAACCUCUGAUAUUAAGGUCAGCAGCCAUGUGCUUCACUGUUGAGGUUGCAUGAGGGAAUUUUAAGGAUGUAUAUGCAGAAUAAUUAAGAACUAUUCGGAGUCAGGGAUCUUCCUCAUUCAAUGGAUUGGACUCAAGUGGAAGCUGAAUGCGAUAGUUAAUUUUAACAUCACUUUCACUGGUGGAAUUCUGCUCUGUGCCAUAUUUGUUAGGUUUGAUCCGAAUUACUAAUCUGGAAAAAGGUAUGAUUCAUUGGUUCAGGAUCACCGUAGUUCAAUAAUUUUUAAUAAAACAAUAUUGUAAAAAUUAAUGUUAACCUGGCUAAUUAGUUUUACCAGAGUUUAGUUAGAUAAAUUAGGUGUCUCACUAGCUAGUUAACCAAUUUUCUCUAAGUUAACGUCUUUUUUCAUCGAACUUAAAUUUAACUUAGAUCAAUUAUAAUUUUUUUAAAGUUAAUUCAUUAAAUUUAUGCUUUAAUAAAUUAGUUAUUAAAUCUAAAAAUACAUAUAAAAAAAUGAUUUUUGUGAUUUUUUAAUAUGCUAAAAUAUACAAAUAUAAUUUAUUUUUGAGAGAAUUGACCAUAUACAACUCAACACAAAUAACCACAUCAUUUCAUAAUAAAAAAUACACAUAAAACCAAAUUAAUAGUUUCCAAAAAGUCCAAAUAUUAUACAAAUGAUAAACAUUUGGCUCCAAAAUUUCACAAAUUUAGCAUUUAGUCCAAAAAAUAUUCUAAGUUUAUUAAUCGACCUUUCAAAAUGCUUAACAUAACAUGUCUAGGAGCUAUUGGAAUAAAGGCCGAAGGAGUCGUGGAACAAUGGUGGAACGUGUACCACGAGCUCCCACCAUUAUUGGUGUGUGGAUUCACGUGUCACCGCUACUGGAGGAGCGUGGGAUGGUGGAUCUUGUACUCCUCUACCCCUCUCUAUUUCUAUAUUAGUGGUGAGACAAAUGAACAUACGAGGGAGGAGAUAUACUUGAUAGAAGGUUCAGUCUUCCUUUCUCUUCUUCUUCAUUAGAUAUGUUCUUUUCUCUUUCCUUACUAGUUUUUUGUCCAUUGUCCCCUACUAUGACGAAUUGUUAUGGGUCGUCAUGAAGAUGGUGUGGUAUUGGGGUGGUCACCUUGGGUUGUUGGUUGUGUGGAAGGUUGCUGCUUGAUAGGGGUUGUUGGUGGCUUGCUGGUUUCGGUAUAGAGGCGUGUGGCUAAGACAAAUUUGGUGGUAAUGGUUCUAGUCGUUGGAUUUUCAGCAUGGUCACGUUAUGAAGGAUGCCGUUACUAGGAGGAUGAGAUGAUAUUGUUGGGAGGAGGUUGCUGGUUAGAGGUGCGUGGUUGGGUCACAAUAGAGCUGGGUCGAGAAGCGUUGGUGGGAUCUGAUGUUGCUCACGGUGGCUAGCCAUGCUGUUGUCGUCUGUGGCUGUUGGAGCUACUGGGCUGAGAGGAGGUCGCUGGUUGGCGGUGCAUUAUUGGGUUAUGGUGGAGCAGGGCUAAGGACGAUGGCACUGCUGACUUUAAUGGCAGUUAGUCGUGGGGGUUGCUAGUGGCUAGUUGAAAAGGAAGGUGGUUGCUAUGCUCUUGGAGGGUUAAGGAGAAUUAAUUAUUUGGGUGUUUUUUUUUUUUUUAAAUUUUUACCUUCUUUUCAGAAGGAUCACAUGUUUUUUGUGUAGAAUAUAUAAAGAGAAAAAUGUUUUUGACUUUUUUAA
This is a messenger RNA of Populus nigra (black poplar), 2241 nucleotides long. RefSeq names its product probable protein ABIL5. NCBI's taxonomy places the organism in Eukaryota, Viridiplantae, Streptophyta, Magnoliopsida, Malpighiales, Salicaceae. The transcript is spliced from 4 exons. The record is from RefSeq and is a predicted model, not a curated record. The coding region runs from base 230 to 595 and encodes 121 amino acids.